AUGAGUGACCUAGACCGGGCGAUUGAGCAGCUGCGGGCCUGUCGCCUGAUCCCGGAAAGCCAAGUCCGCGAACUGUGCUACAAGGCGCGCGAGCUCUUAAUCGAGGAAGGGAACGUUGUGUCCGUCGACGCACCCGUCACCAUCUGCGGCGAUAUCCACGGCCAGUUCCACGAUUUGAUGGAACUCUUCCGCGUCGGCGGCGACGUCCCCGAUACAAAUUACUUAUUCAUGGGCGAUUUCGUCGACCGUGGCUUCUACUCCCUCGAAUCCUUCCUCCUUCUCCUCUGUCUGAAAGUCCGCUACCCCGAUCGCAUCACCCUGAUCCGCGGCAACCACGAGUCCCGUCAAAUCACAACAGUAUAUGGCUUCUACGACGAGUGUAUUCGCAAGUACGGCAGCGCCAACGUAUGGCGGUACUGUUGCGAAGUAUUCGACUACCUGGCUCUGGGCGCGAUCGUGCUCGGCGCGAGCUCAGAGUUGGAACCCACCAACACGGGUCCAGCCAACGUUCCGAUCGAAGAUAGCGAGCUAGAAACAGAAGUCCUUGACUCCAGCGGUCAUGUCACGAUGAGCACUUACCGCCCACGACGGCGUGCAUUCUCCAACGCAUCCACAGAUUCCCGAAACAUCUCCCCGCCACGGGAUAUCGCUGCCGCCCCGGGCCAGACUGGCGUACCCUCACGAACCGGUGCACCAGGGACAGGCGCCAGCGGUGACGGAAACGGCAGCGCCGCGAACAGUCGCACCGGAGCGGUCCUCUGUGUACACGGUGGACUAUCACCGCUCAUCGACUCUGUCGAUAAGAUCCGACUGAUCGACCGCAAACAAGAAGUGCCGCACGAAGGCGCCAUGUGCGAUCUGCUCUGGUCAGACCCUGAUGAGAUCGAAGGUUGGGGACUAAGUCCCCGUGGGGCUGGGUUCCUGUUUGGCGGCGAUAUUGUCAAGCAGUUCAACCAUCUAAACGGCUUGUCUCUUGUUGCGCGUGCCCACCAGCUUGUGAUGGAGGGAUACAAGGAGAUGUUUGAUGGUGGCAUUGUCACUGUCUGGUCUGCUCCCAAUUACUGUUACCGUUGCGGUAAUGUUGCCGCCAUCUUGGAGCUGGGCGAGGACGCCAGUGGCGGUGGUACUGUCGCUCGUAGCAAUGGUGAAUAUGGCCGGAGCAAUGGAAUCAUGUCGGACAGUAGGGUUGUCAGUCCUGGAAGAAGGUACCGUGUCUUUGAGGCUGCGGCGCAGGAUACAAGGGGCAUGCCUGCGAAGAAGCCUGUUGCUGAUUAUUUCUUGUGA
Molecule: messenger RNA, 1284 nt
Organism: Penicillium bovifimosum
Lineage: Eukaryota; Fungi; Ascomycota; Eurotiomycetes; Eurotiales; Aspergillaceae
Product: serine/threonine-protein phosphatase
Exons: 3
Coding region: 1-1284 (427 amino acids)
Biological process (GO): peptidyl-serine dephosphorylation; double-strand break repair via homologous recombination
Cellular component (GO): nucleus; cytoplasm
Molecular function (GO): protein serine/threonine phosphatase activity
Source: RefSeq, a predicted model, not a curated record